Elephantulus edwardii (Cape elephant shrew) is the source of this 708-nucleotide messenger RNA. RefSeq names its product butyrophilin-like protein 2-like. Gene Ontology annotation, cellular component: external side of plasma membrane. Gene Ontology annotation, biological process: regulation of cytokine production; T cell receptor signaling pathway. The transcript has 9 exons. NCBI's taxonomy places the organism in Eukaryota, Metazoa, Chordata, Mammalia, Macroscelidea, Macroscelididae. Gene Ontology annotation, molecular function: signaling receptor binding. The record is from RefSeq and is a predicted model, not a curated record. Bases 1 to 708 code for a protein of 235 amino acids.
AUGGACCUUCAAAGUCCUGAGUUCCGAGGCAGAACAGAGUUCUUGCGGGAGAAUAUCACCAAAGGGCAGGUGGCCCUGAAGAUUUGCUCAGCAGGUUCAGGACCCCAUAUUCACAUUGAACAAAGUGAAACUGGAGGAUGGAAGCUGACCUGCACAUCCACGGGAUGGUACCCAAAGCCUGAAGUGCAAUGGAGAGAUGUGCAAGGACAGUAUUCAACAUCAGCCUCUGAGACAAAAAUAACAGAAGAAAAUGGUCUAUUUUGUGUGGAAACAUCAGUUAUAGUGGAUGAAAGUUCAAAAGAAAAUGUGUCAUGUUUGAUAAGAAAUCCAUUCCUUAAUUUGGUGAAAGAAGCUCACAUUUCUGUGUCAGAGCAAAUCAAUGAAGAACUUAAAAAAGUCACUCUAGAAUGUGACCAAAUCAGAAAAGAACUUGACAAAGUCUCUAAAGAACGUGAUCAACUCAGAAACAAACUUGACAAAGUCCCUAUAGAACGUGACCAAGACCUUAAAAAUAGACCAGAGUUCACCCACACUGCCUUCCCCAACAGAUGGUCAGAGUUUGACCCUGAAGCAACUCUGCAGCGAAGUCUUAACACACCAGCAAGGCGUUCAACAGUGCAUGCUCACUUCUCCAGGAAGUUCAACUAUGGCAGGAGCCCCAACAUCACAGAGGACUGGAGACAAAAUGAGAGGACAAAGGUGGUCUGA